This is a messenger RNA of Culex quinquefasciatus (southern house mosquito), 558 nucleotides long. RefSeq lists its product as uncharacterized. The record is from RefSeq and is a predicted model, not a curated record. The transcript has a single exon. The coding region runs from base 1 to 558 and encodes 185 amino acids. Lineage: Eukaryota; Metazoa; Arthropoda; Insecta; Diptera; Culicidae.
AUGCUGCGCACGGUCCGCCCCAACUCCAGACUCGUUCAAGUGGCCGCCCGCAGGGCCCAUCGCUGUCCCAUCCAGCAGUACCAGGACAUCCCGGCGGACCGGCGCCGGCCGGUGCUGUGUGACGGCGAAAGUCUGGCGUACGACGAGGUCAGCGGGAGGUUCGACGCGGCUCGCGUGGAGGCCGGCGUGCGGUGGUUCGAGGCUGCUGGACACCGGGCUGCGGCGGUUGUUCCGCGGGAUUUAUGGGGGAAGGUGGAGAAUUCUUAUGGGUUGGAGAACCUGCAGAACGAGGGGAAACUGGUGGUGGUGGACUGUUCCGGUGGAAGCGCGGAGGAGAACGAGCAGCUGGAGCGGGAGUUGCUGGAGAAGGCGGUGGGUGAGGAAGCGGUGGUCAUUUCGGAGCGAGAGUUUCGGCAGGUUUACUGGAACUAUGCUAAUGUGAGGCCGGUUGUGGAGGGUCGGGUGGUUGGGUUUUGCUUUUUCAAGGGGGCUAUUUUCAUCCCGGUUGAUCCGUAUGGGAGGAAUCGUCCGUUCUUGAGUUCGAUUCUUUCGAAGUAA